This is a messenger RNA of Tricharina praecox, 1024 nucleotides long. RefSeq names its product acyl-CoA N-acyltransferase. The coding region runs from base 123 to 623 and encodes 166 amino acids. The record is from RefSeq and is a predicted model, not a curated record. The transcript has a single exon. Gene Ontology annotation, molecular function: acyltransferase activity, transferring groups other than amino-acyl groups. NCBI's taxonomy places the organism in Eukaryota, Fungi, Ascomycota, Pezizomycetes, Pezizales, Pyronemataceae.
UAACAAUGGAGGGGCAGCAAAGUGGGUGGACCCUUGCAUCACUGAGCCGCUUAGGUGACACAAAUUAGCGAACCACACAAAAGUCUCCCAUCUCCGUCAACUUCCGUUACAAGUUCACCGUCAUGGCCGAACCAGUCGAUUUGGCCAGUCUCACUUUCGCCCGCCUUCCGGGAAAGUCCAUUCCCGCCUCCGCCCGCCUGCUAGCCGCCAUCAAACAGACCGAGAAACGCACUUUCCCCGGCAACGAAGCCUUCGAUUUCGACUCGGAGCUCAAAAAACGCACGACAGUACUCCACUGCGUCUACCACACGAGAGCAGACGGACCCGAACUUUGCGGCUACACCGUUCACAUCCGUUCGAAACUGAUGACGCGGAUCCAUAAAGUCUGCGUGGUCGAGCCCUUCCGGGAACAAGGGAUUGGAAAGUGGAUGGUGGGUAUGGUUCUGAAGGAAUUGAAGAAGGCGGCGGCGGAGAAUGUUGAUCUUUGGGUGGAUACGACGAGGGUGUCGGCAAGGAGGCUUUAUGAAGCUUGCGGAUUCAAGGAGGUGCAGAUAGUGAGGAAUUACUACUCUCCUGGACGAGAUGGAAUACGGAUGGAGAGAAAUCUCGAGGUGGACGCUUGAGACGGGAGGCUUUAUGUGACGAAGAUGUGACCUGCCAUUGCUUCUGGGCCUCUGCCGAUGGUAUCAGGCCGUGCCGCAACCAUCUCAGCCGUCGUCAUGUCUAGUUGACGUACAAACCCUGUAUGUGCCGACGGCCUCAAAGAAAGCCAAAGCAUCCAGGGGGAAAUUUAGGUGAGGCGGUCGAUGAGGUAUGUUUCCGGAUGAGGACAAAGACAGAAGCUUUCAAGACAUGCACUGAUUGGACUGGUCAGAGGCUGGAGCUCUCUAUGGACAUUCAUCCGCGGAGCCGAGACCAAGCUUUGUGAUGGCCAGCGGAAGGUCUCCGUGAAUGCUGCGUAACCUUUUAAUCAGGAAGUGGUCAUCUAUUGAGAGAAAUAAAUGAGUGGAGUCGUUAUUCUGGG